Molecule: messenger RNA, 414 nt
Organism: Fraxinus pennsylvanica
Lineage: Eukaryota; Viridiplantae; Streptophyta; Magnoliopsida; Lamiales; Oleaceae
Source: the annotation of a GenBank genome assembly
AUGGCUAGUUUACAGGUAGUUUCAAAAUCAGAAAAUAACCAGCCACCCGGAUCCAGUAGGAUUGAUCAAAACCCGACCGACCCGACACGGCCACACAUACAUCAUAAACGAGUACGACUAUUGGUUCUUCCCCAAACACAGAUACACAACAAUACGAUUACAUUCCAAAUUCCGAGCCCUAGCUUCGAAGCCGAUCUCAGAAGAACCCAAAUUCAGAGGAGUUCGAAAUCAAAAAAAGACGAUGAAGACUACAUUGAUAUGUGUUUUGCCCCUCUUGUUCUAAGGACCACAAACCCACUGGAGCAUCUUGUGAAAUCUGGUCAUUGUUCCGUCUCUCAUGUGUUUUGGGACCAGGACAAGCCAGCUCUUAUUACCUAUCCCGAUUUAGCUUUAAAUUAUCGAAGAGCAGCAUAA